Xenopus laevis (African clawed frog) is the source of this 2278-nucleotide messenger RNA. It is a transcript of the gene tpm1.S, whose product is annotated as tropomyosin alpha-1 chain-like. The record is from RefSeq and is a predicted model, not a curated record. Lineage: Eukaryota; Metazoa; Chordata; Amphibia; Anura; Pipidae. The coding region runs from base 153 to 1133 and encodes 326 amino acids. The transcript has 10 exons.
CCCCCUCGCUGCCUUCCCCGCUACAUAUUUGUGAGGCUGGAACAGCUGAGAGUUUGCACUUCAGCCCAGGGCUCACACUAGGAACGAUUCCUCUCCCUGCAGCUUCUGUCCCGUUCUCUCUGCCAGUCUAACCCCAAACACAGCCAGCAGCCAUGGACGCCAUCAAGAAGAAGAUGCAGAUGCUCAAACUGGACAAGGAAAACGCCUUGGACAGAGCAGAACAGGCUGAAGCAGACAAGAAAGGAGCAGAGGACAAGAGCAAACAGUUAGAGGAAGAAAUCUCCCAACUGGAAAAGCAGUUGCGGGUGACUGAGGAUAUCAGAGAUAAGAUUUUGGAUGAUUUGCAUCAUGCUGAAGAAAGCCUCCUGGCUGCUGAGGAGAAGGCCACUAAGCUGGAGGAUGAACUUGUAGCAUUGCAGAAGAAACUAAAAGGUACUGAGGAUGAGCUGGACAAAUACUCUGAAGCCCUGAAAGAUGCCCAGGAGAAGCUAGAACUUGCCGAGAAGAAAGCCACUGAUGCUGAAGGAGAUGUAGCCUCAUUAAACAGGCGCAUCCAGCUGGUAGAGGAGGAGUUGGAUCGUGCUCAAGAGCGUCUGGCCACAGCUCUUCAGAAACUGGAGGAGGCUGAGAAGGCUGCAGAUGAGAGUGAGAGAGGUAUGAAGGUCAUUGAAAACAGAGCCCUGAAGGAUGAAGAGAAGAUGGAGUUGCAAGAAAUCCAACUGAAAGAGGCCAAGCACAUUGCUGAGGAGGCUGACCGCAAAUAUGAAGAGGUUGCUCGUAAGCUGGUGAUCAUUGAGGGUGAUCUGGAACGUGCAGAGGAACGUGCUGAACUUUCAGAAAGCAAAUGUGCCGAGCUUGAGGAGGAAUUGAAAACUGUUACCAACAACCUGAAAUCUCUGGAGGCCCAGGCAGAGAAGUACUCCCAGAAGGAGGACAAAUAUGAAGAGGAAAUUAAGGUUCUUACAGAUAAACUGAAGGAGGCUGAAACACGUGCCGAGUUUGCAGAGAGGACAGUAGCCAAAUUGGAAAAGAGCAUUGAUGAUUUAGAAGAGAAAGUGGCACAUGCUAAGGAGGAAAACUUAAAAAUGCAUCAGAUGUUGGACCAGACACUGUUGGAAUUAAAUAACAUGUAAAAGACAUUGGUGUGUUCCAUAGCUUGGUUUUUGGAAGUCCCUGCUUGUUAAAUGUUUGCUCUUUUAAAUGCCAGUGGAAUCAGCCCCUUGUUUUAGUUGUUGCUGAACCAUUCUAGCACUCAAAGUCAAAGGCUUCUAUUAAAAAAUCUUUGGGGGAGAAGGAUUUUUAUUUUAUGCAGCCUGGGUGUUUUUCUACCAAUGGAAUUAAAGUGGGGCUGGGACUAUGGGCAAUCUGAAUACAAUCAGACAUGGUGCCAAUUAAACAAAGCCUUAAAUUGCACACCGAUAUACUGUAAACCAAUUAUUUUAUGUCUAUAAACAGCAGGUGUGUUUGUAUUAUUUUUAAAUAAAAUAUUUGCCAUAAAUUCUGGUAAUUCAGGUUCCCCUUUCACCACUGUCACAACAGGCUUCUGUUGGAAAUGUUUUCUGUUUCUUAGACAAAUCGAUGCAAUAUAAUAAUUUUUUCUGUAGCGUUUUACUACAAGGCAAAAUUUUCAGGUAUUACAGUAAAAUAGUGGCAGAGAUUAGGGGUGGGGGAGAGAGAAUCCACUUUUUCACAGUGGUCAGCCCUUUCAAUGGUUGGUUGAGGCAGAUAUAAACCCAAUUUUUUUUUUUUUUUUUGGGGGGGGGGGGGGAAGCCAAUAUUUACCAAUUACUUUUCAUAAAGGCAAAUGGUGAAUUUGUACUUCACCAAGAAAAUAUUCUACAGUGCUGGAGGCUCAACAUACAGGCCACAGAAAUAUGUGAAAAGUACUUGACAAACCAUUUUUUGCAAAAACAAUAUUUUUUUAAAAAAUUUUGUCUAAUUUAAAAUAUGCGCUGCUUUUUUAGCAAUCAGAAGCUGGUUAAUAAGUGGUGUAAAAUUAUAUUAUGAUGGUUCAAGACGAAAUUCAGAUCCUUUAUCAGCAAAGUUUACAGCAUGCGUUCUUGUAUGGUCUAGUUGCAUUUCCCUGUACUUUUUUGUAUUGUUUCUGAUCCAGAUUAACCCAGAAUAAUUAUUUGGGAAAAAUUUGCUUUAUAUCUGUUUUGGAUAUACAUAUUUUGCAAAGCAUCACUUUUUUUUUUUUUUUUUACACUAGUUUUUAAGAUUACAACCAAAAUUGUACAACAUUGUAAUAUGAAAUAAAAAGCACACUUGAAAUUUU